AUGUCCAUCACUAAUUUACUUGUCGAGUGCCAACACAACAGAUUCUACCCACCAGAUUAUACACUCACCAAACAACGACAAGUCUUCAGUAAUCAAUUUCAAAAGUCAUACGACGUCGACUGGAAAAAAAUCAAUGGACUUAAAAGGGAAAAAAAGGUAGACAUCCAGUUAAUGUCAGGUGACGAAAAGGUAGAGAACGGAAAGCCUCUUAAAUCGCGUUCUGAAGUUACUAUGAAAUUGGUUUUCAAUGAAAGUUACGUCAAAGAACUCUUCCCCAAUUUAGAAGAGUUGGUUGACCAACGACUCAAAGAGGCCAAACAACAACAAGAGAAACAAAAAUUACUGGAAGAAGAACUAGUUCAGAAGAACUUAAAAGAAGAAAAGGCGCGACUUGAACAGCACAAAGUUGAAGAACAAAAAGCAGCUGAAGUCGCACAAAAGGAAGAGAAAGCGAAAAAAGAAGCAUUAGAAAAGCAAAAGGAAAUCGAAGACAAAGAAAAUGAAGAGAAAAAAAUUGAGAAAGAAAAGCAAGAGAAGGCAGAUCUUAUUAUUAAAAAACGGGAACGAUUGUUAUCUAUCAUCCAAACUAAGAAACUGCGAGGUAUUAAUUACAUUCGAAUAGAAAAGCUAUUUGAAGAUCCACUUCUCCCUUAUCAAAAAAUGUUUUUCAUGUACAAGUUUACAGUCUAUUCUGUGAGUUUUGGGCAAUGGGAAAGCACACGUGUCUUUCAGAGUUUUAAAGAUGUUAAUUGCGACAAACUUGACCUCCCCCUCGACACCAUUCGACCAUUUGGAAAUUUAAUAGGAAAGAUGCAAAACCAACCAGAACUUGUGUUGUACUUUACU
Messenger RNA from Entamoeba invadens IP1, 846 nucleotides. RefSeq lists its product as hypothetical. The transcript is spliced from 2 exons. The record is from RefSeq and is a predicted model, not a curated record. The annotation marks the transcript as partial. NCBI's taxonomy places the organism in Eukaryota, Evosea, Mastigamoebida, Endamoebidae.